CAGUAGCAAAUAUAGUGCAAUUGGUUUAAAGAGGUACAAUUUAUGUUGACAUUUAAAGUGCGUUUUAUAUGUCAAUAUAAUUGCAGUUGUUUUGUGAGUAAAUCUGGAUAAACCAGAGAUUUAUGCGCAUCUAUAGGGUACACGUGACUAGGACAAGACCAUGUCGGAGGUAGGCAAACAAAGACGGAUAAUCGGGGGUUUUCGAAUUGUGGUUGCGUUGCUAGUGGUUGUGAUUGUCGCCCUUGCUAUAGCAUUUGGCGUGGUGGUGUCGCGCCUACAUAAACAGCUAAGUUCUGUCCCAGGGGCCUGUCCAUCCUCUGGAAAUAUUGACCUAGAACCCCCGAGUGACCUUCCGCCCUUCCACGACCUCACUAGAGAAGAAAUAAAGGCCGUGAGGAAUUUUCUAUACCGUCAAAAGGACCUUAAUCUCGUGCGACCAUCAGAAAUUACUGUGAACUCGAGUUACGUUUUCUCGUUUGAGCUCCAUAUACCGAACAAGCAAGUGACCACUGAUUACCUGGACAAUGGGAGGGCACGGCCGGACCGGGAGGCUCGCGUGGUGGUGUUUCGUGGAGACCUCCCUGACCCUACCUCAGAAGAAUACACCGUCGGGCCCCUGCCCGAUCCCGUGUAUUUUAAAGACAAGGUCACAUUGCCUUUCCGCUACCGGCCUCUCACUGGUCCGGAAAUAGUUGCGGCCAUCGUUAUGUUAAACGCGGAAGUUGGCGGGAAAAUGAACGACAUAUUAAUGGAAUGUUACGGCGGACGAAUUGAGGACUGCAGUGACAACUGUCUUGAGUUCCAGAUGGUGACGCCAAUGGCUUCAGGGUCAACGGGAGAAGAGUUUAGACGAAAGAUGUGGUUUUGGCUUGGGCCGACUGUCGAAUACUUUCCCCUGCAUGCCUUGGACUUUCUUGUUCGAGUCGAUCUGACCAGUAGCAAGACAAGUGAUUACUACAUUGACCAAAUAUACCAUGCAAACCAGUCGUUUUAUAGUGUAGAUGAACUUGUCCGCUCGUAUGACGCCGGUGAUUUUGUCAAAACCAGCAUUAAAUACGCAAAUACAGAUCGAAAUCUAUUUUCAUCAAUGAACCGACGUGGCACGUUGUUCCCCACCGAGCCACUGAGUCCUCCUUUACAGUACGAGCCUGAUGGUAAGCGGUAUUCCAUAGAGGGGCGGCAUGUUAACUACAUGGGUUGGGAUUUCGAUGUUAGGAUGUCCACCUUAUCUGGACCACAGCUGUGGAACAUCAAAUACAAUGACAAUCGUAUCGUGUAUGAACUCAGUCUGCAGGAAAUCGCCGUGUUCUAUUCAGCAUUUAGUCCUGGUAUGCGGUUCGCAGAUUAUGUGGACAGUGUGGCGCAAAUCGGAACGCGGGCGCGGUCCCUGGUGGCGGGCGCGGAUUGUCCCGCCCACUCCACGUUCCUGAGUGCAUAUCACGUGAUUGAGUCCCAGGAAGACCCGAUGGUUGUUGACCGUGCGUUCUGUGUGUUUGAGCUUAACACUGGUAUGCCGCUCCGCCGUCACUUGACCAGCUCAGGGAAGAACAAAUUCUACGAAGGCAUGAUGGACAUUGUGCUAACGGUCAGGACGAUCGCCACGGUAGCUAACUACGACUAUAUAUUUGACUUUGUUUUCCACCAAAACGGGGCUCUAGAAGUGAAGGCUACUUCUACAGGGUAUAUUCUUACGUCAUUUCGAUUUCCUUCGGAGGACGAGUACGGCUUCCGCUUAAAGGAUCACCUGACCGGAAACAUUCACCACCACAUGUUUCACUACAAGGUAGACAUGGACAUCAACGGGCGUGAGAACAGGUUUGAAACCAUCGAGAUAGUUCCAACUGAAGUGGACAACAGUCAGUGGUCAAAGGAGAAGGACGCCAAGUACUCUCAGACGAAGAUUGUCCGCAAGACCAUGGGCUACGAGAAAACGGCGGUCAUCGACUACAAGUUCUCCACCCCAAAAUACCUGACGUUUUACAACAAGGACACCGUGAACAGUCUCGGCGUACCCAAGGCGUACAGGCUACUUAUGAGGGGCAUGUCGAAACAGUUGAUAAAGGAGGGGAGCGGGCAAGAGCCGUCGAUCCCAUGGGCGCGUCACCAGCUGGCUGUCACCAAGUACAAGGAAGACGAGCGGAAGUCAAGCUCCAUCUACGCGUGCUGGGACGCCAACCACCCCGUCGUCAACUUCCAGAGCUUCAUCGACGACAAUGACGUCAUUAAGGACGUGGACCAAGUAACAUGGGUCACGAUGGGCGUCCAUCACAUCCCCCACACGGAGGACCUGCCGGUAACGCCCACGGUCGGGCUCGACCUCCGCUUUCUGCUGCUGCCCUUCAACUACUUCCAGGAGGACCCAGCCAUGGGCUCCGGGGACGCCGUCAGGAUCGAGCCAAACAAUCAGGAGCACGCAUCACAAGGCCUGCACGUGGAGCGCUAUGGGCGGCCGGAGAAUCCCCAAUGCCGCCCCGCAAAGUCGUCGUUCUAUCAAAAGAUUGAGAAUAAGCCGGAAAGCCUUUUUGACCUCGAGGAGAUGGGCGGAAUAUGAGAAGAAACCUAUUUUAAUAGGAAGUUAAAAAAUGGCGUGAACAAAUGCCAUUUAUAAUCGAUUUCACAUUUGUCACAAAUAUUAUUUAAUUUGAAAUCAAUAAAAAAGUAUUGUUAUAAAUCACAUUUAAAGUGACACUCUUCAAAAUCAAUACAUACAAUGCAUGUAUAACAAACAUACACUUUGAGUGGUUAACCUUAAACUUCUUACUAAAUAAUGCAUUAAGGGAAACUAAUUAUUACUGAUAAUGAGAUUGUAACCGUGUAUCUAAAACACAAAACGCAAAACUUUUUAAAUGAUUGACGGAAGUGCACCUUUAAGGUUAUCCCCACAAACGUUAACCCUUCAUCUGUGUUCGAUUUUAUAACAAUAUAGCAACUAUGCCAGAAAUUGGAAAUCAACACAAUUAAAAUUGAGGCAAGUGCAAUAUUUUUUCCUAUAUAUAAACAACGUCUGCAUGGUAGUUCAAAACCGCACUAUUUAAAUUAUAUAUUUUGUUCAUGCAAGUUAACAUGUGCAACUCGUGUUAUCUAUGCAUUGUUCUGAUAAAUAAGCACACUGCAUGAUUUAAUUUCUUAGCCAAUUUAGUAAACUAUUUAUUGCGCAUAAAGCAGUAGGAAAGCAUAUUUUGUGGCCAAGAUUAAUAGAUGUGCUUUUUGUACAAAUUAAUUUGUUUCUGUGUUCAUCUAUGAAGCAUAAUAUAUCGCCCUCAUUUUCGUCGUGCAUCGCCACAUUCAUGUUAGUCAUUUUAUUAACAUGGCACAAUCCUGUUCAUCACCAAUAGUCGACGUUCAUGCAAAGCAAGACGUGUCCUUACAUGCUUAUUGCUAUAUUGUUAUCAUCUUUCACAGCACUGUCUGCUCAUUGCUAUAUUGUUAUCAUCUUUCACAGCACUGUCUGCUCAUUGCUAUAUUGUUAUCAUCUUUCACAGCACUGUCUGCUCAUUGCUAUAUUGUUAUCAUCUUUCACAGCACUGUCUGCUCAUUGCUAUAUUGUUAUCAUCUUUCACAGCACUGUCUGCUCACUGCUAUAUUGUUAUCAUCUUUCACAGCACUGUCUGCUCACUGCUAUAUUGUUAUCAUCUUUCACAGCACUGUCUGCUCACUGCUAUAUUGUUAUCAUCUUUCACAGCACUGUCUGCUCAUUGCUAUAUUGUUAUCAUCUUUCACAGCACUGUCUGCUCACUGCUAUAUUGUUAUCAUCUUUCACAGCACUGUCUGCUCAUUGCUAUAUUGUUAUCAUCUUUCACAGCACUGUCUUCUCACUGCUAUAUUGUUAUCAUCUUUCACAGCACUGUCUGCUCACUGCUAUAUUGUUAUCAUCUUUCACAGCACUGUCUGCUCACUGCUAUAUUGUUAUCAUCUUUCACAGCACUGUCUGCUCACUGCUAUAUUGUUAUCAUCUUUCACAGCACUGUCUGCUCACUGCUAUAUUGUUAUCAUCUUUCACAGCACUGUCUGCUCAUUGCUAUAUUGUUAUCAUCUUUCACAGCACUGUCUGCUCACUGCUAUAUUGUUAUCAUCUUUCACAGCACUGUCAAACUAUAGAACAGUUUCUGAACACACGCAUCUUAUGCCAACUACAUUUGCAUUCAUUUGGAAGGUGCAUGAAAGUGCACGUGAAUGUAAUGAAAAGGCCACAUUGGUCAACACUUUCUAAUGUUUUGUGAAUUGUUUUGAAUGUGUAUCUGCUUUUCACUGCCAUCGUACUAUAUGCAUAUAUGUAAUUUUUAUACUUCAAUUAAAUUAAAUCAAGA
Molecule: messenger RNA, 4307 nt
Organism: Mya arenaria
Lineage: Eukaryota; Metazoa; Mollusca; Bivalvia; Myida; Myidae
Product: putative amine oxidase [copper-containing]
Exons: 4
Coding region: 161-2551 (796 amino acids)
Biological process (GO): amine metabolic process
Cellular component (GO): plasma membrane
Molecular function (GO): primary methylamine oxidase activity; quinone binding; copper ion binding
Source: RefSeq, a predicted model, not a curated record